AUGAAGGAGUUCUUUUUAGGAUUUUUAAAGGUGUAUGAUACAUCAGGACGAGGACUUUUUGAAGAACUUGUAAAUAUUUUGCAAGAGCUUAAACUUGAUAUUGGUGAUGUAAGAGGACAAGGGUAUGAUAAUGGUUCUAAUAUGAAAGGAAAACAUAAAGGUGUACAAAGAAGAUUAUUAGAGAUAAAUCCUAGAGCAUUCUACACACCUUGUGGUUGUCAUAGUCUUAACCUUGCACUUUGUGAUAUGGUAAACUCUUGUUCGCAAGCUUUAUCUUUUUUCAGAGUGGUGCAGCGCAUAUAUUCAUUGUUUGCAUCUUCUACAAAGCGGUGGAAAGUUCUUACAGAUGUUCGCGAUAAUGUUAAAGGUUUCACACUUAAGCCACCAUCACAAACUCGUUGGGAAGGUCAAGUUGAAAGUGUUACAACAAUAAGAUUCCAAGCUCCAGAUAUAAGAGAUGCUUUGAUUUACUUAGCAAGUUCUAGUGAAGAUCCCAAGACAAAAAGUGAUGCUAAGUGCUUAGCAACAUAUGAAAUUGAGAAUUUUGAGUUCUUACUUGGUAUGAUUAUUUGGUUUGAUAUUUUGAAUGCUAUUAACAAAAUAAGUAAAAUCAUGCAAUCAGAGGAUAUGCAGAUUGAUGUUGCUAUAGACCUUUUAAGAGGGCUCAUUUCUUUUUUUGAAAGCUACAGAGAAAAUGGAUUUGAAGCAGCUAUGGUUGAGGCUAAAGAAAUUGCAAUUAGAAUGAAAGUUGAACCCAUUUUUCGUGAACAUAUCAUUAUUCAUAGAAAGAAACAUUUUGAUGAAAAUGCUAGUAAAGAGAUGGCAAUGACAACUGAAGAAUCCUUUAGAGCCAAUUACUUCAUAUAUAUCGUUGAUCAAGCUCUUUCUUCACUCAAGAGUAGAUUUGAACAGUUUCAACAAUAUGAUGAAUCUUUUGGUUUCUUGUUUAAUUUGGAGAGGUUGAAGUCUGCAGAUAAUGAUAGUUUGAAGUGUUCAUGUCUUAACCUUGAAGAUCUCCUAAAGCAUGACAAAAAAUUUGAUAUUAAUGGGACAGAAUUAUUUUCAGAACUCCAAAUCUUAAGAGAAGCAAUACCAAGAGGAACAAAAAAAGCAAUUGAAAUGCCUCUUAAUGCUAUGAAUCACAAUACUUUUGAGGAUACUGCGGAAAACUAUGGAGUUACUUUGAAUGCUGAUUCCAUAGCAAAGUUUAAAGAAAAGGAGGUUGACAGAGUUGCUUCAGGUUGUUAA
Asparagus officinalis (garden asparagus) is the source of this 1248-nucleotide messenger RNA. Its product is annotated as zinc finger MYM-type protein 1-like. Lineage: Eukaryota; Viridiplantae; Streptophyta; Magnoliopsida; Asparagales; Asparagaceae. Bases 1 to 1248 code for a protein of 415 amino acids. The transcript is spliced from 3 exons. The record is from RefSeq and is a predicted model, not a curated record.